Molecule: messenger RNA, 1445 nt
Organism: Capsaspora owczarzaki ATCC 30864
Lineage: Eukaryota; Filasterea; Ministeriida; Capsasporidae
Exons: 1
Coding region: 114-1346 (410 amino acids)
Biological process (GO): proteolysis
Molecular function (GO): metalloendopeptidase activity
Source: RefSeq, a predicted model, not a curated record
UCAGUCUCACGUCUCACGUCUCGCAGUCUCAGUCUCACGUCUCACGUCUCGCGUCUCAGUCUCUCAGUCUCACUCUUCUCUUUUCUCAUCACCGUUUCUCAGACGUCGUGCUGAUGGUCCGAAUCAUCGUCCCUGCGUUUCUGCGCAACCCGGUUACGACGUUCGCGGUCGGAUGCGGCAUCGGCCUGUAUGGCUACGUGAACGCGUCGGCCGUCAACCUGCAACUCAACCCGCUCUAUCCGAGCGAGGACGACGCGACGCUGCCGACGUUCGCCACAGAGUACGAGGUGAUUGAGCGCGUCCGGCGCAUUGCCAAGCUGCUCGGCUACACGGACCAAGAGGCGCGGUCAGUCCGCGUCAGAGUCCACGAAGCCAUCUAUGCAGAGUCGCAGGGCUCGCUGUCGUCGCGGCCGGGUCCGUUCGUCGUGCUGCCAGACGCGAUGGCCGCCGCGAUCAAGCGUCACUACAAGGCGGGAUCAAGAUUCGUCCCGAGCGACGACACGAAUGCGUCGACAUCAAGAAUGGCGUCAUCAUCAUCAUUGUCGUCGUUCGGAUCUGGUGAUGCCUCAGUGCCGCGCGAGGGCGAGGGUGAGGAUGGUCUGCCAAAAUCCGCCUCAACGAGCGACCAUUCGGGCAAGGCAACCGGGGAAGCAAUACUGUCCCGUCGCCCUCCGCCGCAGCGGCGAGUGACAUCGCAGAACUCCAUCUUGCAUCCCGUCUUGAAGGACGCGCUCACAUUCUACGACGACAUGCCGAUCGAGGCGGUUGACUUUGUCAUUGCGCACGAGCUCUCGCACAUUCAGCACGCGCACGGCUUUUGGGCAAUCGCACGCGCAAAUGUGCUUGCAGUGACGUUCUGUGGUCUGUCUGCCUUCCUGGCACGCCGCGGCAUACUCGCGCGCCGCGGCAGACUUGUGCGAACGGUGGCAAGCAGCUUGCUCGCCGUCAUUCCAGUCACGAGCAUGCACGCGUUGUCGAGCCAGUUUGUCGAGCUACAAGCAGACCGUCGUGCAGCUGCCUUGGGAUGUGACUUUGUCGAUGGUGCUUUUGCGCGCUUUGCUGCAUCGCGGGCAUUCAACAAGUUCCUGUUCGACAACUACACGACAGAAUUCCCGCAAGACUACGUGCCCCUCCAUCUCCGUGACACGCCCGCCGCCGCUGCAGAGUACCUUAGUAAACGAAAGAGUAUCUCGUGGCCGCCGCCCGUGGGUAUUCCGCGUGAGUGGGUCGUGCUUGGCGUCACGCCCGAUGGCGAUCGUGCUAGUUUCUCGCAUCCAAUGUUUGAGGAGCGAGAAACGGCGAUUCGUCAAGUCGCUGCUCAGCUCGGAUGUGACCGUGCCCUGUAGUUGCUGCCAUGCUUUGUUGGACAAGCCAUAGAUUGAGCCUCAACAACAACGUUGAACAAAGACAAGGAAGGAAGGAAGGAAGGAUUAUUUGCAAUGUAU